Messenger RNA from Rhea pennata, 15419 nucleotides. Its product is annotated as E3 ubiquitin-protein ligase rnf213-alpha-like. NCBI's taxonomy places the organism in Eukaryota, Metazoa, Chordata, Aves, Rheiformes, Rheidae. Bases 77 to 14998 code for a protein of 4973 amino acids. The transcript is spliced from 68 exons. The record is from RefSeq and is a predicted model, not a curated record. Gene Ontology annotation, molecular function: ubiquitin-protein transferase activity; ATP hydrolysis activity.
GCAGCAUCCUUUAACCCCCGGGAGCCUGGCGGAAACGGCAAGUUUUGACUCAGGUUUUCCUGCGCUGGCCGUUGCAAUGGAGCAGGCAGAAGGCGAUGGGGAAGGAGGGAAAGCGGCUCCGUCUGACUCGGAGGACUGGUGCCAGCCGGCCUGGGAGGAAGCAGGAAUGUCGCCUUUGGAGGCUCCCACCCAGCAGCCACCUGGAGAGAACCACCAUGCUGAUGCUUUCGGAGUGGAUUUCCUGGAAUGCAGGGAUGCUGGGAGUGACAGCAGCAACCGUUCCUGGGUGAUGCUGCCUGACACUCUGGAGAGCCUCCAGAAGGAAGCUGCGGAUAUUUCCGGAGGAGACUUUCAGGAGGCCAGGUCAUCCCCUGUUGACGCUGUGGGAAGUGAGAAAAAGGUCCUGGACACUCCACCGAGAGUGGACGAAAGCACAGAAAGCUGGAAACAGGGACAUGCCGAGCCUGGAGACAAGCAGCCGAGCGGAGAGGCACUGAGAGCCCACGGCAGCAUUUGCGAGCACAGCCCGUAUCUCUUUGGAAGAAGCCUCCAGGCGGAGGAGACCAUGACGUUGAACUUCAUGAUCAUCCUCUCCAAGGAUUCCAGCUUCGAUGAGAGCAAGAGCAAAAUCUGUGUGGUCUUCUACAAGCAGCCGGGGCGCUACCUCGAGUUCGCCAAAGUGGACAAAAGGGAACGGCUGCUCACAGGCUAUGCGAGGAUCCCCAUUGCCGACCUGAAGAAAGGCCCCAUUUUUUACAAAUACGCCCUCCUCGACAAAUUCCGCAAGACCCAAGAGUGUGAACUGGAGCAGAUUUACCUAAAGGACCUCAAAAGCCCAGACAAUCAGUUACAUCGCAUCAUUGAGGUGCCCAGGGAGAAGAUCAGAGUGGGAGAAACAUGGACCCUGUUUGGAAACCCUGAAUGCUGCUUCCCCUCCAAAAGAAACAGCAGCUGGUUCACUGGCGUCAGGAAGUCAGUCAGCAACAAGAUCACAAAACACCUGGUGUGCAACUUCCUCAACUGCCCCAAGUCCUGGGAGGCCAUAGAGGAGAUGGCAGGGAAGCUGGAGAGCUACAGCAAGAGCUUCGACGUCUUCUUGUGGGAUGCAGAGCAGGGCGAAGCCUCGGCGACUUGUUAUCAUUCGGAUAAGGAAGCGAUGAAAGACAACAUGUGCAUGUUCGUGAAUGAGGUCAUCGAGCAACUCAGGAUGGAGGAGCAGGAGCUUCCCAGGCUGCUCUUUGCCUUUCGCAUUGCUUUUUGCUACAAUGUCUCAUUGAGCUCCAAGGCCAUCUCCAAGGCAGAAAAGCUGCUCCAGUUCAUCAGCACCUUCCCAAGCAAAUUCCAGGACCUGCGACAGAAGCAAAGCUACAUUACAGCUCUGAAGGAAAUUUGCCUUCGCGAUAGCAGCAGCACCUUGUUGAUCUGGCUGAUCCCGCUGCUGUAUGCCCUGACGGAGCCGGAGGACCCCUUCCUUUCCCAAGCCAUUCCUUCAAAAGCCAUCCUGAAGCUCCGGAACGAUGACAAGAAGCAGAGAGAAGUCCUCUCCAUGAUGAGCGCCCACAAAUCCUUCAUCAGUAGCUGUGCCCCACUGGCACAGCAGGUCCUGGAGAUGUUGGCACUGAAGAACUUCUCCAAGGAGCCCUUGCUCGCUCUUCAGCUUCCACCUCAGCUCCUCCUGGAGACCUUGCACCACCAAAUCAUCGACACCAUCACGACCUCCACGCACAUGCACGAGGAAGACCUCAAUGUGGCUCUCUCGAGCAUCACCAUAAGGAUGAAAUCCUGGCUCCAGGAGCUGUGCCCAUCAGGCUCAGCAGAGCAUCAUCUGCAGCUACUGGAUGAGGACAAGGCCCUGCAGUGUCUCAGCUUGGUCUACAUGUUGCUCAUGGUCUCCUGGCAGCACUGGAAACUCAUGCCGACCAGCUCUACCAUUAUCCUGCUGCAGAUGCUGGAGAUGUUCACCUGCAUCACAGGGGCACUGCAAGAAAAUCAGGAAUUUCAACUCUUGAGCUCUGUGGAGAGGUUUAAGGAGUUCAGUGAGUUUGCAGUACCCUGGCUCAGGAAACACUUGCCCAAGCCAUCCAUGGACGAGAAGUGCUUCCUGAAGGAAACUGAGUCCUGGCAGAAGCUCUUCUCGCUGAAGCUGCUCUGCAUGGAGUGGAUCCAGAAAUGGCAGAACCUCAUCUAUGGCAUGUUUGAAGAGUGGCUGAAGAAGGUGGACGACAACCACCUCGUGGACUUCUACUGCGCCUUUGUCCGCAUGGACCGGCACUGCGACACGGAGCUGGAGCGCUGCUUUGCCGACCACCUCAUCCAGUGCGUCAAGGUCCAGAAGCAAAGCGAGGACUCCAAGUUGUGGCAAACGAUCUCCAAGUUCAUCAAGACGAAGAAGCCGAGCGUGGGGAGGGUCCUGUCCGCCAUCAUCGAGAAGACAUUCUCGGAGAUGAACGAGUUGGAAAGCACGCAGUGCUUCAGUGCGGGCACCGACUCUGUUCUGGCAAGCCUGCUGAGGUCACCGGGCAUCUGUGAUCUGCUCUCCAUCAUCCACACCCCAGAGCAGAAGCAAUGCCUUCGCAUCAGCAACAGGGCCGAAGCCCUUCUUCUCAGCGUGUCCGAGCUGACCUGCUUCAUGGGGUAUCGUCUCUUCUCUGGAGACAUCCCUUGCAACAUUCUGUCCCGCAUCUUACGGCACAGAGAGCUCUUCAAGAAGAUGCUCUGCGUCUGUGAUUCCUCUUUCUCCAUUUGCAUCACGAAAGUGCUGGACACGAGGCAGCUGGAGUACAAGGAGCUGGAGAAGCUGAAGAAGCAACGAUGCGCGUUCCUGCAGCUCUGCUGCGCCGUGGCGGACGUGGUGCAAGUGGACCAAAGCAUUGUGGAAAAGAGCAUCAGAGACAAAGAGAGCUUCAAGGAUCAGGUGUCCGUAAGGAGCUUCUCCAAGGAUGGCAAGAGUGUCACGCAGGAGCACCUGCUUGCUCACUACAGAGAAAUGAUGGGGAAAAUUCACAGCUUAGAGGAAAGCCAGUGUUUCUGGAGACUGUGGAAGCUGCGAGCAGAGCAAGCCAAAGCCACCGGCUCUGGAGACAUCGUCCUCUCCAUAGAUGAUGUUCAAGAGAAAAUUUACAAGCUGGCUAUCAAGGACUUGCAGGAGACCUACCUGGCCCUCCAGAACUUCUCCAUCAGCCUGGGCGCCGUGCAGAGCCAGUUCGAGGCAUUGUUAGGCGAGACGCGUCAGCUCACCAAGGAGUUCAAAAUCAUGGAGGCCACGGAAGGGAAGGCGAGUGGCGAAGCAGCCUGGAUCGCCAUGGCAGUGGAGAAGAUCGAAAACUACCUGACCCUGUCGAAGGUGGUCAAUGUUGCCAAGAUGAUCGAUGACCUGCGGCAGAUGCUGCAGCUCAACGGGGAUUUCCAGAGCCUCGUUGACCUGGCGAAAUACGAAGAAGAGGAAUUCAAGAACAAACCACUCAACUACAUGACCCAAGACUUGAUGGAAGUGAAAAAAACCUUGAGUGACAUCACACCGGAGGUCAUGGACUUCUUGAAGGAGCUUCUGGAGUGCGCGAGGCAAGGUUUUACCUCCUGGAUCAAGACCAUAAUAAAAGACAAAAGCGAGAUCCCCGUGUUUGUGGACCUGGCAUCCGUCUCCGCAGGGGGAAAUGAGAAGGAUAUCGACCGUGUGCGGUUCUUCCGCAACGCCAUGGCUGCCUCUGCCCCCAUCGUGCUGGACUUGUGUCCCACGGAUGGCUUCAAGCAGUUCUCUGCUGCUCUGUCUUUCAUCAGAGAGGCGGUCGGAAAAGACAGCAAUCUUACCAAAAAUUUGAGAGACACCUGCAACAACAAAAAGUGGCUGCAGAUGGUCCAUGACUUGCAUGGCUCCGUGGAGCGUUCUUCCAUCUUGCAGGCCAGGAGCAUCAACGGGAACGGGAUUUUUACCAUCUCACUGCCGCAGAAGUUCAAGAGGAAGCGUAGUGAUACACAGGGUAGACAUGACGCGCAGCAUUGCCAGUCAACGCUGGAGCACGGACCGUGCAGUGACGUGGUCUUCUCCUCUGCUUUCCAAGCUACCCUGGAGGACUGCAUCUCGCUGCGGCUGCUGAAAGAUGGCACCGAGAGCAUGUCUCAAGCGGCCCAGACCAGGACGUACAGCCUGGCUCAGCUCACAGAGCUCCAGAACAAGCUCAUGUUGAUCGCCACAAAGGCUGAUCAGGGCAGAGAAGAGGUGAACCGCUUCCUGGAGAUCCUGGAAAAAGUUGAAACAGUUGGGAAGUUGUACCUGGAGCUGCUCCGAGUUGGCAAUAUCCUCUUCAUUGACUGGGAGGCUGAAAUCUACUGCGAUCCUGAGCACAGGGUGAAGGUCUACGCAGAGUUCAGCAUCGCUGGCAUCCUCGUCCAGAGCAGCAGGCCCAUCCUGGAGGAGCUGGAUGGCCUCUGCAAAGCAAUGGAGCAUUGCCUGGUGGAAUGGAAGAAACACCUGGAAACUCAGAGGAACAUCUACUACCAUCUCAACUUCUUCACUGCCCGCCAGCUCUUCUACUUAUGCAACCAACUGGCCAGACCUCAGACGGAUGGCGUAGAGCCAUGUGUCCUCAACAUGCUUUCCAUCAUCAAGCACGACGUCACCAAGGAAGAUAUUGAGAAAGCCCUGAAGCAAGCCCUCAUGACUCCACUGGACUCCGUGGAUGUGUCGGCUAGAGAUGGGGAAUCGGUCACCUGGCACAACUACGUCAUCCGUUUCCCGCAGCUCAUCCGGAGCCUGGCCGAGUCAGGCUACGAGGAAGCAGUGGCAAAGGCAGCCCUGCAGAGCUGCCUGCAGCAGGCGCCUGUCACUGAGCAGCUGCUCAUGGACUUCGCCUUCGAGCAAGGUGACGACAAGGAGCUGGUGGAGGUGAUGAGCCGCUUGUACGAGGAGCGCAAGGAGGCCUUUCUGCAGAAGUCACGGAAAUUUAAGACGGGCAAUGGCGAAGCCGGCCGGGGCUCCUUCAGCGCCCUGGCCGACGACGAGCUGGUCACCUCCUUCGAGAGCUUGCCGUGCAUCUACGACAAGGUGAACCUGCUCUGGGACGCCUACUGCCAGAAACUCAGUGGGCUGGUGUCAGACAAGUACAUCGGCUUGGACGUCUGUGGCGAAACGCUGAAGCAGCUGGCGGCCCUUGAGGGCACCCGGGUCGAGAGAAGCCUCCCAGUAGGCCUCGAAGGUGGGAAACCGUUCCUCAUCAUGUGCAAGGAGGAGGAGAUGUUGCUCUACAUGCUGUCACUCUACCGGCACACGGAGGCAGCCCCACUCCCAACCUAUGAUGAGGUGCUGGUGUGCACGCCCGACACAGAGGAGGAGGAAGUGGAGCUGAUCAUCAAAAGAGCUCUUUCCACUGGCUCCCAAGACCGCAAGAUCUACAGCUUGCUGGGCGCUGAGAAACUGGUUUACAAAGUUUCCAAGCAGCUUGAGUCCCACUUCUUCCGCAUGGUCCAGUUGUCCAGCUGCCCCAACUACCACUUCGUGAUCUUCUGCAGCGCCAAAGCUCACAACUCCUAUGUGAUCACGGCCUUCGACACCUACAAAGCUGCUUUCCCGUGCUGCUCUAAGGCGGAAAUCCAGGCCUAUCUGAAGAGGCACCUCAGUGUGCCAUGUGGGACGGCCCCGGUGGCUCAGGCCUUUGAGGAGCCCCAUCAGCAGAACGUGAAGUUUGUGUUUUCAGAGCGAGCAGGAAUGGGGAAGUCCCUCUUUGUGGAAAACACUGUGAGAAAGGUGCGCUCCCAGCUGGGUGCCACACCGCUGGUUCACAAAACCGUCAGGCUGAUGGAGUCGGCCAUCAGCUUCCAGACCUUCCUGGAGGAGCUGCUCUCCAUUGAGGAGUUCCCCACCAAAACGCAGCCCAGCAUCUUCCACAUCGACAUAUCUCCAGUGGUCUCCAAGGGGCUCUACCGGCUGCUGAUUGAGCUGUGCAUCCUCCGCCACGUUCAGAGCCCUGGCGGCUUGGUCUGGAAGUGCAAACCAUCCCACCUCUACUUGAUCGAGUACCUGGUCAAGGAGAGAGGCAUCAGCAGCACGAGGAAGCGCGAGAUAUCCAGUGAAAUGGAAGAAAAGUUUCUGGAUCUCUUUCCCACUGUGAAGUGUGUGUCGCCGCUGCGGGUGCUCGACCUGCUGCAAGGCCUCGGUUCUGGCCCUCCAGUUGAAAUGAGAGAGGAGCAGUUUGACCAGGCCAAGCUCAGGAGCGAAGCUUUCCAAAGGUCCUACCAGUAUCUCUCCAGAUACAAGCAGAAGGAAAAGCUCGACUAUUUCUUUUUCCACCCUGGGACAGUCGAAGGGACGAACGAGCAGUGCCUGAGGCUCUUGCUGGACUUCUGCAGCAAAGACGACCCUUCCUGGAUGGAGCUCAGCAACUUCACGAAUUUCCUGAACUUUCAGCUGCAAAUGAGCGAGAAAUCCGUGUUCUGCAGCCCGGUGGCUGGAAAGGAGUUCCAGGGCUUCAAAACAUUCGUGAUCAAGUUCAUGAUCGCCAUGUCCAAGGACUUUGCCAUGCCUUCCCUCAACAUGUCCGAUGAAAGCGUGCCGAACGUGGAAAAGAGGGACCAAGAGAAUGUCCUGACACAAUACCAGCUGCGCCGCAAGUGGGAGCAGGAGUCCCACCCCUACAUAGUCUUCCAUGCUGAAGGCGAUUCCAUGGAGUUCUUGGGUUUCCACAUUGACCGCAACUUUGAUGCCAUUGAUGCCCGUUCCCAGGCUGUUCUGGAAAAGAACGUGAUCGACCGCAGGUUAUACUUGAACUUAAAAGCCCAAAAUGUUCCGUUCAAUAAGAAAUUUGAGAGUUUGUCCCGACAAGAGCAGCUGGAGGCCCUGUGCCGAGUCUUUGGCGUGAAAUGCAUGGAAGAUCCGGAUGAUUCCUUUCAGCUGACGCUGGACAACACCAUGAAGAUGCUGGCCAUUCACCUGCGCUUCCAGUGCAACAUCCCCGUCAUCAUCAUGGGUGAAACAGGCUGCGGGAAGACGAAGCUGGUGCAGUUCAUGUGCAGCCUGCAACGGGCCGGCCGGGACAUUCAGAACAUGGUGGUGGUGCGUGUGCAUGGCAGCACCACCUCACAGACCAUCCACAGGAAGGUGAGGCAAGCUGUGGAGUUGGCAGACCUCAAUGAGAAGCAGCAUGGCAUGGACACAGUGCUCUUCUUUGACGAAGCCAACACAUCUGAGGCCAUCUUUGCCAUUAAAGAGGUGCUGUGCGACCACAGCAUCAAUGGAGAGAAGAUUCCCACUCGGCGUUUGAAGGUGGUGGCUGCUUGCAACCCUUACAAAAGGCACACCAAGGAGACCAUUGAGAAACUGGAGAAAGCUGGCCUGGGGUACCAAGUCCGGAGUGAGGACACCCCAGAGAAGCUGGGCUACAUCCCUCUGCGGCAGCUGGUGUACCGGGUGCAGCCCCUGCCGCCCAGUUUGUUGCCCCUGGUGUGGGACUUUGGGGAGCUGAACGAAAGGACACAGAGCCUGUACAUCCGAGAGAUCAUCAAAUCUACCCUGGAGAACAAGAUCCCAGCGGGGAACUUGGACGUCUUCACCGACGUCAUCGCGACCUCCCAGAAGUUCCUGAGAGAGAGGAAGGACGAGUGCAGAGUGGCCAGUCUCCGCGAUAUAGACCGCUGCAUGAGCAUAGUGGUCUGGUUUUAUAACUUGAGGGAACUGCUCUUCCCCCAGAUUGACAAGAAGAGGAAGCGCAAGAAUGUUGAGGAACCGACCUUGAACGAUGCCCAAAGGGCCUUGGUCCUUUCGGUGGGGGCCUGCUAUUACGUCUCUCUGGAGAGUCGCCAAGCUUACCUGGAGGAGAUCGCCAGAUGCUUCGCCGUCCCUACCUGCCGGCUGCGGCAGGAGAUUGAGCUUUGCCAGGAGGUGUUUCUUGACAAUAUCUCUAUCCCCGAGGGAACAGCCUGCAACAACGCACUGCGGGAGAACAUCUUCAUGAUGGUCAUGUGCAUGGACCUCCGGGUGCCGCUCUUUCUGGUCGGAAAGCCAGGAAGCUCCAAGUCCUUGUCCAAAACGAUCGCUGUGAAUGCCAUGAAGGGUCAGCUGUCCGAAAACCUGUUCUUCAAAAGAUGCAAAGAGGUCCAACUGGUGUCUUUCCAGUGCAGCCCCCACUCAAAGCCGGAAGGCAUCGUCUCCAUUUUUCGGCAAUGUGCCCAGUUCCAGAAGGAAAAGAACCUGGAUGAAUUUGCGUCCGUGGUCUUGCUGGACGAGAUUGGCCUCGCAGAGGACUCACCGGAUAUGCCACUGAAGACGCUGCACCCGCUUCUGGAGGAUGGCUGCGUUGAUGAUGAUAGCCCGGAGCCUUACAAGAAGGUUGGUUUCGUGGGCAUCUCCAACUGGGCCCUGGACCCUGCCAAGAUGAACCGCGGUCUUCUCGUGUUUCGGACAGAUCCCAGCAAAGAAGAGCUGGUGGAGACCGCCAAAGGCAUUUGUGGUGACAAGUUUCACCUCGAGCGUGUCGAGCAUCUGUUCCCCAUUCUGGCCAACUUCUACUGCAAGGUGCUGGAAAUGCAGGAAACGGAGUUCUUUGGCCUUCGCGACUUCUACAGCUUGAUCAAAAUGAUUGUGGCCUACGCACAGGACAGGAAGUGCAGCUCGCAGGAGGAGCUGCUCGUGAAGGCCAUUCAGAGAAACUUUGGAGGCUCUCACAACAUCUGCCCCCUGGAGAUCUUCCUCAACUGCACCAACGAGGUGCGUUUCAGCCGUGACUUGGAAACGGGGCCCAUCCACCUGCUGCUGGCAAACAUGGCCAAACAGCAGAUGGGGUUCAUGUCUCGCUACCUGCUGCUGCUGACCACCAACCAGGCAGCCUUCCAGAUCAUCCAGAUGUCGCGGCUCGUGGACCCCAGGAACUGCGACAUCAUUUUUGGCUCCGGUUUUCCCCGGGACCAAGACUAUUCCCAGGUGUGCCGCUCCGUGAACAGGGUGAAAGUGUGCAUGGAGAUGGGCAGGCUCGUUGUCCUCCUCAACAUACAGAACCUUUACGAGAGCCUUUAUGAUGUACUCAACCAGUGCUUCGUCCGGCUGGGCGGCAAUCACUAUGUUGACCUGGGCCUCGGCACUCACCGGGUGAAGAGUCGCGUGAAGGAGGACUUCCGGCUAAUCAUCAUCGAGGAGAAAAACAUCGUCUACACCCAGUUUCCCACGCCGCUGCUGAACCGGCUGGAGAAGCACUGCUUGGACAUGAACACCAUCCUCCACCCCCAGCAGCGAGAGCUCAAGCGGGACCUGCAGAAGUGGGCCCGUCUCUUUGUUACCAUCGAGAAUCCUGAUCACUUCAGGGUCUGGUCGGGCACGCUCACCCCGCAGGAGCGCGACGUCUUCAUCGGCUUCAGCGAGGACACAUCCGCCGCCAUCGCUCUGGACACCUCGCAGAGCGCCUGCAGCAACCCCUUGGAGCCCUACGGGGAGCAGGUCCUGCAUGCCGCCAAAAGCAAGCUCGUGGAGUGUGCUACUCCCGAUGCCGUCCUGCGCCUGAAGUACUCCUGCCUGGAGGACGCUGAGCGGGUCCACGAGCUGUACUUCAACCAGCAGAAGCACAACAGCCUCGUCGGUCUCUUGCGCGAGACCAUGAAGCAGCAGCCGAGGAGCGAGAGCACCACCAGGCCCUGCCUGCAGGUUUCCACCCAUGCCCGGCUCGUGAACCAGAAAGACUUGGAAGUGCUAAGGAAGACUCUGAACCUGCCGAAUAAAAUCCACUGCCUCUUCCUGAACCAGUUCGACACCGAAUAUGCUUUCCGCCAGGACCUCAGGAGUUUCUUCAGUGAGCCAAAGGAAGAGAAAUUGCUCCUGGUCCAGUUUCAUUUCGACGAGCCGCAGAGCAGCAAGAGGCUCCUCGCCUGUGCCAAAUACUGCAUCACGGACGAGCGAAGGAAGUCAGCAAGACCCCACCUGCUCUACAUCGUGCUGGUCACAAAGGUCCCACGAGUCCUGGGAGGGUGCAGCUACCUGGCUUUUGACAGCGGCGAAUGGAAGUCCAUCCACUUGGAUGACCUGAUGCCCCCGGAGAACUUCAAGGCCAACCUUGGCCAGCUCUCCAAAAUGACCAUUGCCGAGAUUUUUGCCAGCAGCUCCUUGCAAUGCCUGCCGGCAGGUUCUCCAGAGGAUUCUGCUGCCCUGGAAGACCGUACCGAGCCUGGUCUUCUCCCUGAGGAAAAUCUGCAGUUACUCAGCGUGGACACCAUGAUCAAAGAGAGCAUCCAGAAAGCUGUGAUCCAGCUGGAGGACAAGGGGGACAACAGCCAGCGGGCGACCGAGAGAAUCCAGAUCCUCCACAACUUGCUUUUCCAUUCCCAGAAUAGCACGCUUUCCAGCCGGUUUAUGGCUGUCCUGAAAAGGCGAAUCUGCCGCCUCCUGAAAGAGCGGGAGGAAAUAAGCCACGAGCCGAGGGAGUGGAUCUUCCGCCGUGCGCUCUCCACUGAAUUCAUCCUUGAGGACACUUCCUUCAGGCAAGCGCUCUGGAUGCACCUGGCAGACCUCGCGGCGCACAUGUUCGCCCAGAUUCUAGCAGUGACGGAUGCCAACAACAACCUGGAUCACGUGGCUCAGGGCUCACCAUUCGCAGAGCUGUGGCUGGAGACGUUCCAGGAUGAAAGGCUCCUCAAAAUCGAAUACACCAGGAAGGUUGUGGGUGCUAAGAUCCCCGUGCUGUCGAUGACGGAAGACCCCAACACGUCACUCUUCUGCCAGUUCCCGUUCAGCUGGGUUUUCAAAGCCUACCUGGAUGAGAUAUGGGAGAGGGUCUAUCACACGAGAGGUCAGCCAAAGGUGCCUAUGGAGGAACCGGCAAGGUUCUUCCAAAACCUCGUCAAGAAUGUGACAGUGCUGAACGGCAGCAAACCCGAAAUGAUACGCCGUUACGCCAACGACUUUCUCAGGAUGGCUUUUCCUGGGCAAAAUUUGCCUGUCUACGAGAUCUUGUCAAGAGUUUUUCUCGUCAGCGCAGAGCAGCUCUGCUUCUCUGUGGGCAGGGGAGAGAUGGACUUUUCCCUGAUUUGGCUCCACAUUGAGUAUUUCUACCUGCGAGAGGAUUACCAGCUCUUCGUCGAUGUAGCAAAAAGCGAUGGUGCCGUCGUAGAUGAGCUGCAGAAGCUCUAUAGGGAGAAUCCGCCAGAAAUGUUUGUUGCUCUCGACGCCUUGAACAUUCUCCUGAAGAAGGUGCAGCCCACAGAGAAGGCGCUCCUGCCCUUUGACGCUUGCGUGGCAUGGCUCGAGAGUGUCAAGUCCAUCAAGCCCUGGGUGGAGUGGAUGAGCAUGGACAACUACCAGCUUCAGUUCUACCAGAAGAAGAAGGAGCUCAUGGAGUGCGUCCUCCACCGCUGGACCUGCACCAACAUCGUCUACAUGCUGAUUGACCACCUGUUGCACAAUGAGACACAGAUAGAAGAGAAGCUCCUGAAGCUUGUGGUGAAGCAGUUCAUCUUCCUCUGGAACCGCCUCUACGCGACGCCAGGUUGCGAGCCGGAGAAGACAUUCGACUGGGUGACAAAAGUGCUCAAGAAAUGCAACGAGAAUGCUGAUAUCGUGUACCUCGUGAAGGGGGUGAAGGAGUGCAAGAGCUGCCUGCGUGAGAUCACUGACCCGGCGGAGCUGCCCUGCAGCCACAUCUUUUGCACCCAGUGCAUCUUGGAGUGGGCCGACAAGCGCUGCAAGAUCUGCAAGAAGGAAUUCCCAGAGGAUUACAUCCCCACAGCUUCGGAGGCCACGAGGGAAGCUGUCGCCUGCCACAACAAGUUCCGGCGCAAGUGCAAUUCCUUCUUCGUGGAGUUCGUCACCGUCUACUUUUUGAGCGGCAGAGACACACCGUGCCAGGAGGUCGUCGAGCGGCUGAUCCAGUUCAUGGCCUGCAAACCAUCCAAACCUGAGCACCGGGAAGGCAGGCGCUUCGUCUACAAGCCGAAAAGCGAGCUGUCACCCUUCGAAGAGUGCAUGGACACCAGCCCCACCGUGCAGUCGUCCCUGCUGAAGCUCCUCCUGCGCUGCGGGUUCGACAACAUGAAGGUCCACCUGGAAAGAUACCUCUCACAGAUGGAGGAGAAGAUAACAUCCAACCAGAGCAACAGCGACCAUUUCUACUUCAUGGUGGUGCAUUGCCUGGAGGACUUUAUGCAUUCGUCUUCCCAAGAAGAUGACAUCCGGCUCGCCCAAAACUGGCUCUCCGCCGCUGACCUCUCUGCUUUCCGCUGGCCCGAGGUCUCAAGGAUUAACACCCUCCAGUUCAUAGCCCAGCUCCGGCUUUCCAUCAGCCACGUGGCCGCCGUGCUCGGCAGGCAGCUGCUGGGCGAUGCGAACACACCAGCAGCCAAGAGAGACAAGAAGGAUGAGAAAGACCUGGUGAAUGCAAUGAAGAACCUGGUAGCCAGGGCUCAGACACCAUGGCUUCAGGUGUUCCUCAUCAGAAACCUCUGCAACACCUACGGGCUCAUCUCAAUGUGGAAGAUCCUCCAGGCAGAGGAGUGGAUUUUACCCCAAGGAGUCGAAAUGUCCCAGAAUAUAACAGCCUGGUUGAAUGCAACACUGAUAUUUUUGGUGCUGGAAAAAGCAGAAAAGCUGAUAGGAAGGAAAGACCCCAAGGAAAUCCAGACCUUCACUGCUGUCAUGAAGCAGAUGGAGAAUAUCCUCCAGCUGCCGUCCGCCCCAGACAUGCCUCUGGAGGACAGGUUGAGGAAGACCAUAAACGCCUUGGUUGACCACGAAACUGCCGGCCUGCUCGGGGUGGUGUUUCACACUGCACUCACCCUGGUCCUGUCCCGGAGCUCCAUCACUCACCUUCUCAGCAACAUCUGCUUCCAGCCCAGUGUGGUGAAGGGCUCCUACCUCCCCACCAUGCCUGGAGACCUGCUUUUCGAUGAGAAGAACUGGAAAAUCGGUCCCUUUGAUAAACUUUGGACAUGCCAGUGUGGAUCGUAUUGGAUCGUCACCAGAUGCGGCUUCCCCACAGAAGUGAAGCAGUGCACGUGUGGUGCCAAAGUCGGGGGCAUCCGCCACAACCCCGAGAAAGGCUUCUCCAGGGAGGAGAUCACAGAGGACAAAACGAAGACGGGCUACCUCCUGGAGAGCCCUUCGCUGCGGAGGAAUGACCUGGAGCGGUCCCUGUCACCUGCCUGUGUGGCUCUCGCCAGGGCCCUGCUCCACUCAGCCCUGCUGCUGGGCACCUGCACUGAUAAACAGGCCAUCCUCGACCUGAUGAAAGAGAAAGCGGAGGACGUGGAGAGCUUCUUCCAGGGCCACCUGCAGAAGGACAUCGGCUGCCUGGCAGAAGCACUUGGCAGGAACAUGGAGGACACCGUGUUGACCAUCCAUCUGUUCCUGCAGCGCGUGAGCGACAACCCAGCGGGCAACAGCAAAGUCCUGGGCGUCUUGGCCGAGAAGAAGGACCGAACGGAGUGGGAGGACUGCUUUAAAGACCUGGCUCAGCCCUUCUUCCAGGACUUGGAGCACAUCCUCGCUUCAGCCAAGCACCAAAGGAUGAGGGAAGGUCCUAAACACUCCGACCUCCUCUUGAAAAUAGCCUACAGCGAUGUGUCACCCUUCAAAGAUCCGCCGAGCCGUGGGCUGAUCGACCGGCCCUGCAUGUGGAGGUUCGAGCAGAAGAUGACCAUCCAGACCCUGAUGCACUUCCUGCAGCAGGAGCAUGGUGAAGGCGACGCGAACCCCUAUCCGAUCCUGCUGGAGCUUCUGUCCAAGCUGCAGAACAUCCAACACAUCCGCUACCUGCCCGACAUUUUCCGCAUGCAGAAGGCCCUGAUCCACUUCUUCCAGAACAGCCACAAAGGGGAGAACUAUUCGGUCCAACAGUUCCUGGAGCAAACCGAGCUCUCAGACGACCUGCGUGCCGCUUUCGGCAGAGCCAUAGAGACAAUCCAGAAUGUCUGGAGCAACAUCAAAACAAACCCAUCGAGCUCAGGCAUCAGCCUCCCGCCAGACCUGCUGCCAGAGGACAUCAACACCAAAACGGCCGUCCUGAACCUUCUGCCCGUCCAGCCGUCCAUCAGCCAUCUGGUGUCCAGGUUCCUCAUACAGCUCCAGAAUAACUGUGUGGACACAGCUGCCCGGGUCACGUGCGAGAAGCAACGGGCCAUCUCGGCGGAGGAGGUGAAGCCAUCUUCCGUGCUGGCUGUCACCAAGAAUGACCUGGUCACCAUGGCGCUUGCCAACUUCCAGUACGAGAUAGAGGAGGACGGCACCAGGAUGGCCUACUUCGACUUCCAGAUGUUGCAGCGGCAGGUGGUCCAGCGCUUCAUCAGCGGCAAGCCCAUCAUCAAGGUGCAGACGGCUCCAUCCAUUGCCCUGAACAACGUGAGGACCCUGCAGGCCACGCAGACCAAAGUCAGGAACCAGCUGCACCAGGAAUCGCUCAGCGUGAACCAGCAGAAACGCAUCAUGGAGGAGGUCCGCUCUGUGAACGCCAUUUCCCAGACCUUGGACACCGUGAAGGUGGCCGCUGAGUUCCUGGCCGUCACUGGCGGUGACCCCGAGCGCCCGCUCUCCGAGUACGUCCGGCAGGAGCUGAAGAUGGACGCUGGUGCAAAGCAGUUCCAGGACUUGCCGGUGGUGCCCAGCACCCAGCUGAAGCACAUCCUGUCGCUCUGGAAGGUCCUGGCGGCUUGCAAGUCCAUGCUGCUGGUGCAGAUGAACCAGGAUCCUUUCUGCCUGGUACCCAAGAAGUUCCAGGAGAAGCUGGAUCUGGUGAACGCAAAAGCCCUGGCCACCAAGCUGGCCAAUAUCAACCUGGACUUCUUCCUCAUUGAGCUCCACGAGAUGAUUAGGGUGGCCCUGGCUGACUUUGAGCCGCACUGGGAGCUCAAGGAUACCUUCAGGUACUUCCUGGAAGACCACCAAGUCAACGCUGCCUCCAUCACUAGCCUGACGGAUGUGCUGAGCCCCGACCUGCUCCUCAAGGAGGUCCUCGCUGUCUGGAGGACAGCGGCAGAGACCAGCCAACUGCCCGUCUAUGCCUAUGGCAAAGGGAGACCAGCCCCUAGCAGCCGUUAAAGUCCCCUCCCAACCUCACAAUGACCCCGAAGGGGCCACGAGACCCCUGAAUCCCUGCGAGUCUUGGCUCCGGGGGGAGGGGGGGGAGUGUCAUAAAUGAGCUGUGCAGGGGCUCGCGGCGCCGUCCUGGUCCCCCCCCCUCCAGCCGGUUGGGGACCCAGGGUGGCCGGAAGCAUCCCGGGACAGGGGGGUGGGGUGGAGGGGUGUCACUCUCCUUCCCCAACCCAUGAAGUCCCGCCAGCUCGACGGAUGCCUAGAGCCAAAGCCCCUCUAGGUCCUCCUGGCUGGGCGCCUCACUGAGUCCACGUCCACCAUCAGGGUUUUCCUGUUCCUCCUGCCUUGAGGAGCCUCUUCGGCGCAUCGGAGCUGCUUCCAACUGCCUUAAUAAAUGGAGUAACCUUGGCCCAACCGGCGGCCUGAG